UCAAUCUGUUCAUUCUUAUAUAGUCCGCGAUCAUCUCACUUCACCAUAGCGACGAGCACGUGCCCUGCGAUCGACUAAACAAAUUAUUAUACGACAGAUUGGCGGGGAGCUCGACCUACGAAGCGGGGUGUUAAGUCGUGCAUUACUCUGUCCCACGGUGCAGGCACGGCUAGCAUCGAAGGGUUAGAUCACCCUCGUGGUCUACGCGUAUACAUAGCCUCCAAGAUGUCUGGGCCCGUGCCUACGGUGACUGCUUUAAGCGACAUCUAUACAACACAAGCUCUAGCAGACCAAGGGGUACGAUGGAAUAAUCUGCUCGAGAAGUUCCAGGCGCGCUAUGGCAGUCCUGCGCAAUUCGUCGCUCGUUCGCCGGGCCGUGUGAACAUCAUCGGCGAGCAUAUUGACUAUUCCCUCUACUCGUGCCUGCCUAUGGCCAUCAUCCCGGAUGUCAUCAUCGCUGUUUCGACUGAUGAAGCCCCAUCUGACGAAGGGACAUUCAACAUCAAGAUCGCGAACGUGGAUGAUCGGCGGUUCCCGGCGCGAGAAUUCGAUAUCCCUCACUCGGAAGUUGAGAUUGACGCAACGAAACACGAGUGGACCAAUUACUUGAAGUCCGGGUUGAGGGGCGCCUUGGAGCUCUUGCGGAAAAAGCAUGGCCCUGACUUCAAGCCUAAAAGCAUGCAGAUGCUCAUGGACGGGACAGUGCCUGCGGGUGGAGGUCUGAGUUCAAGUGCCGCCUUCGUCAGUACUAGUGCGCUGGCUGUCAUGGUUGCGAAUGGUGAGAGCGACGUUAGCAAAAAGGACCUAACUGAGGUCGCCAUUGUCAGUGAGCGCGCCGUUGGUGUCAAUUCGGGAGGAAUGGAUCAGUCUGCAUCAGUUUUCUCUGAACGAGGAUCUGCCUUGCUGGUAUCCUUCGUGCCCACAUUGUCAGCGCGACCUGUGUUCUUCCCCAAAACGAACCCUGAGCUGUGUUUCAUGAUUGCUCAGUCUUUCGUCACCUCUAACAAGCAAGUCACUGGGCCCAUCCACUAUAAUCUACGGGUUGUGGAGUGUAGCAUGGCUGCGGCUUACCUCAAUGCCAAGCUUUGCCCGGCGGGCACUGAGCUUCCGAAAGAUGCUGGUCCUCUAGGCGUGUCAAUUCGUGGCUUCCAUGAUAAUUACUUCAAGGGCACACAGAAGUCGAUGACUCAACAACUCGAGGAGUUGAUUGAGUUGACCAAGAGUACUCUGACCCAAGAGCAAGGAUACACCGUUGAGGAUGUUGCUUCUGCUCUGAGUAUCUCGGUUGAUGACUUGAAAGGUCGUUUUAUGUCGAGCUUUCCUGUUCGAGGGGAAUAUUUCAAGCUCCGUCAGCGAGCUCUGCAUGUGUUUACCGAGGCGUUACGAGUUCUUCGAUUCUUAUCACUUCUCGAAGAUCCCGCUGAAGCCCCCUCCCCCGACAAUACAGCCCAGUUCAAUCAACGGCUUGGCAAUCUGAUGAAUGAAACUCAGGACUCAUGCCGUGAAGUGUAUGAGUGUAGCUGUCCUGAGAUUGACGAUAUAUGCCGCAUCGCCCGCGAGGCUGGCAGCUACGGGAGCCGGUUGACUGGCGCUGGUUGGGGUGGUUGUAGCGUUCAUCUUGUGCCAGCGGACAAGGUAGACGAUAUCAAGGCGGCGUUGGUAGAGAAGUACUUUUCUAAACGACAAAUAUCGGAGAAAGACAUGGAGGAUGCGAUUGUUGUUAGUCGGCCUAUGAAUGGGAGUGCCAUUUACAAACAUGACGGUGGAAAGGUUUGAAUGAAACCUGGGCUACCACAACUCAACCUAGACUUUGAAGUAGCUGGGCUAUAGGCUAGUAGAGAUUCUAGGCCUAAGAUUAUGAGUAAUACUAGUACCAACAUAUUACUUAGUACUGCAUCAUAUGUAGUCGCGUAUUUGACUAGCAGUCGUUCAGCUUAUCAUUUGUUUAUUGCCUAUAAUGACCCCAUUGAUCUAAAACAUU
This is a messenger RNA of Xylaria bambusicola, 1981 nucleotides long. RefSeq names its product galactokinase. The record is from RefSeq and is a predicted model, not a curated record. The transcript has 2 exons. Gene Ontology annotation, cellular component: cytoplasm; cytosol. The coding region runs from base 226 to 1776 and encodes 516 amino acids. Gene Ontology annotation, molecular function: galactokinase activity; ATP binding. Gene Ontology annotation, biological process: carbohydrate phosphorylation; galactose metabolic process. NCBI's taxonomy places the organism in Eukaryota, Fungi, Ascomycota, Sordariomycetes, Xylariales, Xylariaceae.